Messenger RNA from Neogale vison (American mink), 2380 nucleotides. RefSeq names its product solute carrier organic anion transporter family member 1C1 (gene SLCO1C1). Gene Ontology annotation, cellular component: membrane. The record is from RefSeq and is a predicted model, not a curated record. Gene Ontology annotation, molecular function: protein binding; bile acid transmembrane transporter activity. Gene Ontology annotation, biological process: transmembrane transport; bile acid and bile salt transport; sodium-independent organic anion transport. The coding region runs from base 80 to 2218 and encodes 712 amino acids. NCBI's taxonomy places the organism in Eukaryota, Metazoa, Chordata, Mammalia, Carnivora, Mustelidae. The transcript has 15 exons.
CCUCUCCCUGAGCACGCUGAGAGGAGCUGGCCAUCUUUGAUCUCCACCUCCAGGAUCAGAGUCAAGGAAUAUUUUCAUAAUGGACACUUCAUCCAAAGAAAAUAUCCAGUUGUUCUGUAAAAGUUCAGUGCAACCUGUUGGGCGACCUUCCUUUAAAACAGAAUACUCUUCCUCAAAGGAGAAGCAAGAAUGCUGUGGCAAACUGAAGGUAUUUUUGGGUGCCCUGUCUUUCGUCUACUUUGCUAAAGCACUGGCAGAAGGCUAUCUGAAGAGCACCAUCACUCAGAUAGAGAGAAGAUUUGAUAUCCCUUCUUCACUGGUGGGAGUUAUUGAUGGUAGUUUUGAAAUUGGGAAUCUCUUAGUUAUAACAUUCGUAAGCUACUUUGGAGCCAAACUUCACAGACCAAAAAUAAUCGGAACAGGGUGUCUAAUCAUGGGAGUUGGAACAUUGCUUAUUGCACUGCCUCAGUUCUUCAUGCAGCAGUACAGAUAUGAAAAGUAUUCUCCUUUCUCUAAUUCUACUCUCAGCCUCUCUCCAUGUCUCUUGGAGUCAGACAGUCAAUUACCUCUCUCGGUUAUAGAAAAACCACAAUCCAAAAGAAAUGAUGAAUGUGAAAUGGAUGCCAGCUCUUCCAUGUGGGUUUAUGUUUUCCUGGGGAACCUUCUUCGUGGAAUUGGGGAAACUCCGAUUCAGCCUCUAGGCAUCGCCUACCUUGAUGAUUUUGCCAGUGAAGACAAUUCUGCUUUCUAUAUUGGGUGUGUGCAGACGGUUGCAAUUAUAGGACCGAUCUUUGGCUUCCUGCUAGGCUCACUAUGUGCCAAACUGUAUGUUGACAUUGGCUUUGUAAACCUAGAUCACAUAACCAUUACUCCAAAGGAUCCCCAGUGGGUAGGAGCCUGGUGGCUAGGUUACCUAAUAGCAGGAAUUGUAAGUCUUCUCGCAGCUCUGCCUUUCUGGUGUUUACCAAAAAGUCUUCCGAGACACCGAAGUAAAGAGGAUUCCAAUUCCGCCUCUGAGAAAUCCAAGUUUAUUAUGGACGAUCAUGCAGACUACCAAACGUCCCUUGGAGAGAAGUCAAAAAUAAUGGAAAUGGCAAGAGACUUUCUUCCAUCACUGAAGAAUCUCUUUGGAAAUCCACUGUACCUGCUGUAUUUGUGUGCCAGCACGGUUCAGUUCAAUUCUUUGUUUGGAAUGGUGACCUAUAAACCCAAGUACAUUGAACAGCAGUAUGGGCAGUCAUCCUCCAAAGCCAACUUUGUUAUCGGACUCAUCAACAUACCUGCAGUGGCCCUUGGAAUAUUCUCUGGGGGGAUAGUUAUGAAAAAGUUCAGGAUCAGUGUGUAUGGAGCUGCAAAACUCUACUUGGGAUCAUCUGUUCUUGGGUACCUCCUAUUCCUUUCCCUGUUUGCACUGGGCUGUGAAAAUUCUGAUGUGGCAGGAAUAACUGUCUCCUACCAAGGAACCAAACCUGUCUCUUAUCAUGAACGAGCUCUCUUUUCAGAUUGCAACUCAAGAUGCAAAUGUUCAGAGACAAAAUGGGAACCUAUGUGUGGUGAAAAUGGAAUCACAUAUGCAUCGGCAUGUCUUGCUGGUUGUCAAACCUCCACCAGGAGUGGAAAAACUCUUAUAUUUUAUAACUGCACCUGUGUGGGGAUUGCAGCCUCAAAGUCAGGAAAUUCCUCAGGCAUGGUGGGCAGGUGUCAAAAAGAUAAUGGAUGUCCCAAAAUGUUUCUGUAUUUCCUUGUCAUUUCAGUCAUCACGUCCUAUACUUUAUCUCUAGGUGGCAUACCUGGAUACAUACUGCUUCUGAGGUGCAUUAAGCCACAACUUAAGUCUUUUGCCCUGGGUAUCUACACCUUAGCAGUAAGAGUUCUUGCAGGAAUCCCAGCUCCUGUGUAUUUUGGAAUUUUGAUUGACACUUCAUGCCUCAAAUGGGGAUUUAAAAGAUGUGGAAGUAGAGGCUCCUGUAGAUUAUAUGAUUCAAAUGCUUUCAGACAUAUAUAUCUGGGCCUUACUGUGAUGCUGGGCACAGUGUCCAUUUUCCUAAGUAUUGCAGUACUUUUCACUUUAAAGAAAAAUUGUGUUUCAAAACAUAGAAGCUUCAGAACCAAGACAGAAGGAACAAUGGUGUCUACAAGAAUCAGGAAGGAAAAUUGUACUACAAGUGAUCAUUUGCUACAACCCAGCUGCUGGCCAGGCAAGGAAACACAGCUUUAGAAAAAUGACUUGAAGCCAUGUUUUCUAAUUUCUGGAAAUUCUGCAAACAAAUAGAUUUUAAUCAAAGGAGUUUUUAAUGUGUCAUUUUUUUUCUCCUUUCAAAAUAUGUCUUUGACUCUAAGUAUGAGAUAAUGUACCUAAUAACAAAUAAAAUUAAACAUA